Messenger RNA from Megalops cyprinoides (Indo-Pacific tarpon), 2229 nucleotides. RefSeq names its product RAB7b, member RAS oncogene family (gene rab7b). The record is from RefSeq and is a predicted model, not a curated record. The transcript has 6 exons. Gene Ontology annotation, cellular component: lysosome; late endosome; phagocytic vesicle. Bases 225 to 842 code for a protein of 205 amino acids. Gene Ontology annotation, molecular function: GTPase activity; GTP binding. Lineage: Eukaryota; Metazoa; Chordata; Actinopteri; Elopiformes; Megalopidae. Gene Ontology annotation, biological process: phagosome-lysosome fusion; endosome to lysosome transport.
UUGAGGUAGAAUACAGUCAAAACAAGAGCGGAUGUUCCUCUUAGCGAUUUUAAGCAGGUUUUGUUUGUCAUAUUUUAAGCCAAUACGUUUUAUAGUCGUAGCGCAGUCUCUGAGAGAAGUUAGCUAAUUUACCUCUCGUGUCAUAUUUACAUAGCGCCCCUGUCUGUCAGCCGGAAGUGAGAAAAGCGGACGAUUCAUUCUUGUGUCGCUCCCAGUAGUCCAGUAUGGCUUCUCGGAAAAAGGUGCUGCUAAAAGUGAUAAUCCUGGGAGACUCUGGGGUGGGGAAGACCUCUCUCAUGAACCAGUAUGUCAAUAAAAAGUUCAGCAACCAGUACAAGGCCACAAUUGGUGCUGACUUCCUGACCAAAGAGGUGAUGGUGGAUGACAGGCUGGUCACUAUGCAGAUCUGGGACACAGCUGGGCAGGAACGGUUCCAGUCGCUGGGUGUGGCAUUCUACCGUGGUGCAGACUGCUGUGUACUGGUGUACGACGUGACCGCGCCCAACACCUUCAAGACUCUGGACAGCUGGAGAGACGAGUUUCUGAUCCAAGCCAGCCCCCGUGACCCGGAGAAUUUCCCCUUCGUAGUGCUAGGCAACAAGAUUGAUCUUGAGAACCGACAGGUGACAACGAAGCGAGCCCAGGCAUGGUGUCAAAGCAAGAGCAAUAUCCCAUAUUUUGAGACCAGCGCCAAAGAGGCCAUCAAUGUAGACCAAGCUUUCCAGACAAUCGCCCGUAAUGCCCUCAAACAGGAGUCAGAGGUGGAGACGUACGACUUCCCAGAUCAGAUCAAACUAAGGGACGACAAACCAGCCUCCUCCAACGAUGGCUGCAGCUGCUGAGUGAGGGUGUGGAUCAGAGGGAGAUAGAGAAUGGGAGAGGGAGAGAGAGAAAUACUGUAAGAGGAAGGGCAAGUUUACAGGUGGACAUCCCUGACAUUUUCUUUACUUUCGCCAUGUGUAAGAUUUCCAGGUGAAAGAACACAUGAAGGAUUCAGACAACUAUUUUUUUUUUUCCCCGAUCCUCAGAUGGUUUGGUAAGAAUUGAAACAAGGCAGAAACAGACACUCACAUGCACAGCACUCACCUGCUAAGCAUUACUUUCGAGAUUAUGACCUAUGAAAAUGUCGAUACCAGUUCCAAUCACAAUUUUUUAUAUUACAAAUACUUUUCUCUGUAAUCUUACUGGAUAGCUUUUCUGAUUUUUAAUUUUAUUUUUAUCACUCAUGCUGUACUGCAUCAUUGUGUCUAGGAGGCAGCCAUGCAAACGACAGUGUCUUAUCAUGGAGUGUCUUUCUAUCUCUCCCUCAUCAGUGUGCCUUCCAUCUUUCUAGUUCUGAGUGUUUGUUUUUCUGUGUUGGAUGUGUUUUGUUGUCAUGGCUGGCAGGACUGUGAUUCCCUGAUAAAGUGCUUUGCUUCACCUGUAGAUUUCCAGCAGUAUGCACUACAGUAAUUCAAUCCCUGUUUAGUCAGAUCAAACAUACACAUCCCAUGCUGUAAAACCAUACAAUCAGCAGGUAAGAGAACAAAUAUCUAACAGCCCUAAUGGUCUUUUGAGCUUCUUUCCUGAGCAUUAUCAGGAGUGUAGUGAACAGGUGAAGAUGGUGUAUAUACACUACUAGAGUGCAGUGCUGGAAGACCACUGCAGGAGGAAAUGGAAGUAAAAGGCUGAUGGGGGGUGUAAAGGAGGGCGAUCCAGUGGAGGCAAUCUUACUCAUGACCCAGGAAACUAAAAUAAGACACUUUGUGUUUAAAAUUGCCCAAAGUGGACAGACCUGCACCAGUACAGCCCAAAGUGACACAAGUAGUACAAGUCAAUGAGACUGGCUCAUAGGAAUCAUGUAUGCUUUGUGUCCCAUCUGCUGGAGAGUGCAGCCUGUCUGUUUCCACACCUCAGCUUUCCUCCACUAUGUCUUUUCAGCCACAUCUGUGUGCUUUACCUCAGUCAAGACCACGAAGGAAUCGAAUUUAGGUUCUUACAAUUCUAUCUUAUUCAGGAUUGCUCAAUGCUGUGCUGCUCAGUGUGUGAGCCCAUGGCUAGGUGAUCCCAUAAUGCAUGAUUUAGCUGCGCACCAACAUGUAAUACGUGACUGACUUGAGCAGAGCCUGAGAUAGGACAAAUAAGACAUACAUGCUGCUGUUGUUGGCAUUGUCGUAGUAGAGAGUGCAGGCCUGACUGUACCCCACACACACGAACACACACAGCCUGUCCUCCUCUCUUGUCUUUAUU